Molecule: messenger RNA, 768 nt
Organism: Trypanosoma rangeli
Lineage: Eukaryota; Euglenozoa; Kinetoplastea; Trypanosomatida; Trypanosomatidae
Exons: 1
Coding region: 1-768 (255 amino acids)
Source: RefSeq, a predicted model, not a curated record
AUGAGGCGCCUCGUUAUUCUCAGCCGAAGCUUGAGUGCUGGUGCGGCUGAUACCGCCGUCGUGGGCCCUUUUGCAUCCUCUUUCCGCUGGCAGGCCACGUAUGCCCAUGGCGUAGAGGAGUCUGCGUCCACAUCCUCGUCAGACGGAGACACGUCUCAAGGGAAGGCGCGGGCGAAGGAGAAGGAGAAGGAGGAGGCACAUGCGAAAACGGAUGCUCUUGGAGCCCCCAGUGCAACGGGCAAACGUCGCAACAUUGUGGUAAUGAGCAACACCACCAAGGCGGUGUAUAUUCACCCAGCGAACCAUAUUGCCUCCUGGUAUUGGUUUGUCACGGAUUUCCAUAAAUGGUUUGUUGGUAUCGUAUUUUUUUUUGUCGGAUCACAGCUGUUAGCUCGUUACCGUUUAUCAAAGAUGAACACAGUGGUUCAGGCGCAACUGGGAGAAAACCUCCUUGACCAGCGUACGCGGGACCUUUUGAGUGACAUUGAGGUGCUGCGGCGCAAGGAUCCUCUUCGGCUAGAACAGGAGGCGAAUGUGUUCCACGAGCAGUUUUGGAAGCGACGCGCCAUUGCUGUGUCCGAAUCUAGGAACGAGGUUCGUAGAGUGGAACUGCAGCGGGGUCUGCUUCAAGGUCAGGCAAGAGGAACCGACAUGACGGAGUGGCUAGGAGCCAAGGCGAAGGACAAUGAAGAGCGUGAAGUGGCGCGACGGACACAGGACUACAUUCAGGGUUUCCACCAGCACCUCAAGUCGAAGCGUCUCAUUUGA